AAUCUAAACCAUUUAAAGCCUCAAGAAGAAAAACGUACUCUAUGGUUAUACAUACGUACUAUUUUAUUAAUAUUUCUACUCUCCUAAAAAUAAACUACUAGAAAUAUGACUAAGUCAUACAUUAAAAGAUGAAACUUGUUAAUAAAAAUGUUAAGUUAGUUUCCCAUCUUAGUUGAUGUGUCAACACAGUGGUUAUUGACACGUUUAAAAGGAAUAUUGUUGACGUGUGAAGACUCUAUCUAACAAUGAGAUGAGUGUUAAAACCUUUUUCACCAGACACUGGUUUAUGUACACCAUGUGUUUAGUGAUCAUCCUGGCCUAUAUCGCACCUGGUGUGGGCUCUAAAGGAGGACUGAUAUACCCUGAGAUAACUGUCAAGUAUGGGGCAGUGUCAACCAUCUUCUUCUUCAGUGGUGUUUCCCUCCAGACCAGUGAUAUUCAUGCUGCCAUGUCACAAACCUCGCUACAUGUCUUCAUACAAGGAACAACAUUUUUAGUAUAUCCAGUUUUUAUGAAAAUACUUUGUAUUCUAUUGACUACCAUCGGGGAUUUCAAUAAGUCACUUUUAAAAGGUCUUCAGGUUGUAAGUUGCAUGCCACCACCUGUGUCAUCUGCUGUUAUUCUCACAAAAGCUUGUGGAGGAAAUAAUGCAGCAGCCAUCUUUAACUCUGUUGUCGGCAGCUUCCUUGGCCUCUUUUUGACCCCACUGUCUCUAAGGCUAUGGCUUGGUAUCUCGGCAUCCAUCCCUGUCACCAGUACAAUAGUGCAGCUCGCUCUUACUGUUCUGGUUCCUCUGACAAUUGGUCACUUGAUUCGGAGAACUGGAUACCACCGAGUUCUCAUGCCUCCAGGAUCACCUUUAGGAACUCUAGGGCAAUGGAUGCUGCUCCUCAUCAUUUAUUCAACAUUCUGUGACAUGUUCAGAUCAGCAGAAUUAGAGGCAGUUCUUCCUAGGGUGGCAUCUGCAGUCCUUAUAGUGCUCUUCAUGCAGUGUACUCUUCUGUAUGUAACCUGGUGGAUAUCUCACCGCUGGCUGGUGGGAUGGUUUUCCCGGGGUGACACCCUGGCCAUCAUGUUCUGCUCCACACACAAGUCACUAACUCUGGGUCUGCCUAUUCUUCGUAUAUUGGUGUCAGAGGUGUCAGCACUGGGAGAAUUAGCUCUUCCCCUGCUGGUCCACCACCCACUGCAGAUGGUGCUGGGUGGCUCACUCACUCCUAGAUUGGCAGCCUGGGCUCAGCAUCAGAUUAAAAGAGUCUUGACUUCAGAAGUUUGAAGAUCAGUUGGAGUGUCCUAAUCCCUCCUGACUGGAAAAUGAUACCUACCAUCUUCUUUGUGAUAAUUGUGCAGGUACUGUACACAGUUUUUUUAAUGGAUAUACAGUACUCAUGUUGAUAAAUAAUACACAUUCAUGAUAAAAGGAUGUCUCAUUAUUUCAAGAUAAUUAUUUUUUGGUUCAUAUUCCCACUCCAGGGUGCAUAGAAGUACCUACUUACAUGUCGCUGCUGGCCAGCUUAUAGUGAAAACUAUUUUUAAGAGAAUGAUGCAUUGGAUUCCUUUUCCCAUGCAACUUUUGAGGACCUGUAUGUUCUAAAUUAUGGUGUGAAUCUGUCUGGGUUUCUAGGAAGCUUUUGUUAACACUUUCGCCGGCCAUUGGAAGUGAAAUGUCUCCCAUGACCCUGAGCGCUCACACUGGUGCGUAAGAUAUUAUCUUUCCUCGCUCAUUUUCAGCCAUCCCAGAUCAUUUAUACAAUUAUUUUGCUCUUUUAUCACUUAGUCAGAUACAGUAGUUUAUUUUUAUAACUAAGUAUAAAAAAAUAAUUGUUUUACCCAUAAACGGUAAAUGAAAAUAUAAAUUCAAAGAAAAAUCUAUGCAUUUUAGAAAUCGGCCUGUCUACAAGUGAGAUUUGGACUACACGAGCAGUGAGCAAAGAGAUUAAUCUGGAACAUAACUUUUGUAUCAACAAAGAAUUUUUUUAUGAAAUGCCUAAUACAGUGUUGUACUGUAAAUCUGUAUCAUUACAAGACAAUAUACAUUUACAGAACUUAAUAUUCAAUAAUCAAAGAGCAAGGUCUCAGCUGUGGGUCAAAGAUCAAAUCUACAGAAAUGGCAUAUUAUGUAGCAUAGUGCUUUUGUUCCUAUGUCCUUAUUUGAUAUAAUUUAGUUAUUAAUGAAGCAUGGAAUGAGCAUUAUUUCUCAUUAGUUCUCCAAACGUGGAAGUUCAUUUCAUUUAACUUUUGAUGUACAGUACAUUAUUUAUGUAUGAUUGUAAUUCAUGGUACUAUAUGUAUCCUCUGUAUGUGUACAGUAUAUGGACUACAGUUUAUGUAUCAAAAGAAUAAUGGACCAGAGUCAUAGAAACAGCACUUUUUUACAUACACCCAGAGAUAAAUUGUAUAAAUUUUAACCCAAGGCACCAAAUUAAAGAGGGUGUCAGGAAAGUAUUAAAGGUGGUAUCCUCAUAAAGAUCUACUUAAUGCAGUUUUACACAAUAAGAUAAUAAUACUUAAGUAGUCAUAUAAUAACACAAAUACCUGUACUGAUGCUGAUAAUGAAGAUAAUUAUUGUUUUGUUUUUCACAUACUGUAUAGUACAUGUACUGUACUUUUACUUUCAAAGUACAGUACAGUACAGUAAUUAUAUUUUCAUUAUGUUUCAUGUUUGGAUAUUUCCACUCUUUUUGGUGGUAUUAGUAUAAUCCUAAAAUUUUUAUUUUCAUAUUACCUGUCAUUUGUUUCAUGAAUUAGAGGAAUUUUGCUUGAAUGUGUAAAUAGUAGGCAUUCCAGGACAUGAGAUUUUAUUGACAAGGCAAUUAUUUCUUUAUUUUCUAUAGUGCGGCAGGAACUUUUAAAGAAUAUUAUUCUCCUACAAAAUUAGUGCAUUACCGUGUAGAUACUGUAUACAGUUUUGCAUUUUAAAAACUAGAAAGGUUGUGCAUUUUAUCAUGUACUGUACUGUACAUAUUUAACAUAGUGGAAGCCAAGAAUAGAGUGGCAUUAGUCUCUUGUUCUCUCUCACACAUAUUAUUAAGGUGCUGGUAUGAUGUUGCUGUGAUACAGUAGAAGAUCUCCAUUCUGAAUUACUUGGGACCAGUCAUUGUUUGAACUGCAUAUACAGUAAGUCUUCGUUUAACAUUGCCCCCUACAAUGUUGUUUCGUUAUAACGUCGCUACUCUUUAGAUACCCAUGAUUCAGACAAUGUCCCGGCUAUUCAUUAUAACGUCGUCACGGACUACUUUGUACGACACAUCACCCUCUCUCAUCUUGGCACACUACGCUCUCUUGCGGAGCGUCACAGCAUCCCCAGUCUUUGUUAGGCUUCCACGGCAUUCAUGCACAUUUUCAUUACUGUACUGUAACUAUUUGAAAUGGCUUCAAAGCGCCCAUCAAGUGUUAGUGAUGCUAGUGUUGUGA
Messenger RNA from Homarus americanus (American lobster), 3414 nucleotides. Its product is annotated as sodium/bile acid cotransporter 7-like. The record is from RefSeq and is a predicted model, not a curated record. Bases 251 to 1276 code for a protein of 341 amino acids. Lineage: Eukaryota; Metazoa; Arthropoda; Malacostraca; Decapoda; Nephropidae. Gene Ontology annotation, cellular component: plasma membrane. The transcript is spliced from 7 exons.